AUGAGAGAGUUUUUACUCAACCAAGUACGUGAAGUCUUAGGAUUUGGAAGAUUGUGUUGUUCCAAGUGUAUUUUUCAAGGUGAAAAAGAAACAUUACAAUGCUAUGACUUGGAUCCACCUCAAAUAGUAAAUGAGAUAACAAAAAUAAGUAAUAGAAACGGUGUUAUUGGUCUGGAUUGUAAUCAGAAAGAGCAUGAGGAAGAUUUGGCUCGCGAUGCAGCAAGAAAAGUUUUUGGAGCAACUUUAGAGAAGCCUUUAGUUAACUCAGAAAGGGAGCAAGUAAGUUCUCAGGAUAAAAUUGAUAUUUCAGGGUUGGAUUUAAAAAAGGAUCAAGCACAGAGAGCCAUCAAGUUUGAAGAUUGUAAUUAA
Cryptosporidium ubiquitum is the source of this 369-nucleotide messenger RNA. RefSeq lists its product as uncharacterized. Bases 1 to 369 code for a protein of 122 amino acids. The transcript has a single exon. NCBI's taxonomy places the organism in Eukaryota, Apicomplexa, Conoidasida, Eucoccidiorida, Cryptosporidiidae. The record is from RefSeq and is a predicted model, not a curated record.